AUAAUUGUGUCUCUCUGAGUAAUUUUGUUAUAUUUUGUACAAUAUGUUGUAAUGAUUAACGUAAAUCAAUUAUUUGCGUGUUUUUGUGGAAAAGCCAAAAAAUUCCCAUCAUUACAAAACUCAAGUCUAUAUCAACGAAGAACCUCUGCCAAUCCCUGGGUGCUCCCCAUUAAAGUAAUCAAACUUUUCGUCCUGGGCAUAGCCGUGCCAUGUCUGUUGAUCAGUAUACCACUGUAUUUGAGAUACCGCGUUUACAACAACCAGUUAUAUCCUCUGGCCAUGUCAGACAUGAGGAUGAUUGAUAACAAGGUAUCGACAACUUGGUGUCAGAAACAACGUGUUACAGUUAACACCACUUUUAAUGCUUUUUUGUUAUCCAACAUUCCUCAAUUAUCCACGGAAAGAAAACCUCUGACUAUGGUACGCGAGCUGAUGCUGGAAGACGACACCAAGGAGUAUUGGGGUUUCUAUUUGCUGAAAGGGACUUCCGUUACAGUAUCAACAUGUGUAAGAUGGCCUGGCGCGUCCCUCAUCAUGAUCAGAGGCCACAAACAUCUGCACGAAUGCGCCUACAUCGGAGACAACUCAUCCGAGGAGUUGGAGGAACAAAUGGCGGCGAUAAGAGAGAACGUAUACUUCGAAUCAGAUGAAAGAAAAGUCGAUCAACCGGCCAAUAAUCCGGAAAACAUGAGGCGACACGAACCCGGCGUCCAGUUUCACAGUCCUUUGCAUCAGAAUAGUACUCAGAAAGAGCCGGGGCAGAACUUGGAUAUUUCUGAGAUCACGGAUAUGAAAGAUAUGAAUAAAAUUCUGCAAGCGCUUCGAGAAAGAACUAACGCUUACAAAAGUAAACACUUCCAAAGAAACAACCACGUACAUCGCAAUACCUCUAUAGCUCUAGGAGAAAAAAGAAAUUUCAAAAUCGAUACACCGAAAACGCAAACGUCUUCAGAAGAAGCUUUGGGCGACAUAUUGGAAACGCUGAGAAAGAUGGGACACAAAGGUUCGAAAGUUCUGGAACAAGUAAACGAGAAAUAUAAGGAUAACAAGAAUAACAUUUCGAAAGAUGCAGUCUUAGAUAUCAAAGCCAGACAUUAUUCCAAACCUGCUGUGGCCUUUGGUGAUGAAAUAGAUCAGCUUAGACGCAGAAAAAGAGAUUUGAUACUGGCUACUGCUCUGGCUAAUAACGAAGACGAUGAGGAGAAUGAUUUGGCUAUUGAAGAGGUAAGUAAAUGGAAUAGGAGGACAUCAGACCACUUAACAUAUUAUAAUAGAGUUCUUCGGUUGGGAGACGUUGAAGGAGUAUCUGGAGACUCGAAGACGAAGAUGAGGAGCUAAAGGAGUAACGUAGGUCCAGGAUAGAUGUUAAAUAAGCUUCUAGAGACUCAUAGAUGUGUUAAAGAAGCAAUGUAGAACCAUCGAGGUCUUUUAUGACAGACAACUCGACGAAGAGGAAACAGAGAUGUAAUGCAAAGUAUCAUUGUCAAAAGUAUAUCAGCGUAUUAUCUUCGUUAUUACUAGGUCGAUUUGAAAGGGACAAAACGGCAUUCAAUGUAAAAUGUCAUUUAGUUGUCAUUUACAAUAAAAAACAUGCGCAGUAUAAUUACUAAAAGGGCCUAAGUUUAUAUAGGUUUAGAUCCUUUUGGCAAUGCUACUGCCAAUAGCACCUCUGCCUCCCACUCGUCGAGUUCUUCGUCUUGACAGAAAUUAAAGGUUCUGCGUUUUCUUCAGCUCCUCUGCUUUGUGUCUCCAGAUGCAUCCUUAAGGUUUUCUAACCGAAUAAAUUGAUGGAUAUAUAACCAAAGUGGUAUAAUGCUCUCCUAUUCCGUCCACCGGGGGCUUCCAUCCCGAUGGUAUCGCCGACCACAGAGGAACUUUCAACGAGACAUCAUUAAACGACAUGAGUAACAGCGAAUUUUGGUCGUCUUUCUCUAGCUCAGAAGAAGCUCUGUUGAAUUGCGCAGGUUUGAUACUGAGCCUGCCCUUGAUGCCGCACAGAAAAUGCGUUCAAGAUAUCACGGACGAAGAGAGUUAUCGGGAUAACACAAUCACUUACAAAGUACCAGUAAACGGAUACUACUUCUUCGUGUUCAACAGCGAAAACGAAGUCCAAACGAACUUCGUCCGUGUCCAGUUCGAUAUCGAGAAGACCGUCUACAACGUGUCCAAUCCGGUUGCAGAGUGCGUCAAUACGUCUGAUAGUUGCGUAAUAGAUUUGGACUUCUUUUCCUCGGAGAAAUUGGUCUUGGAGUUGCCUGUGGUACAAAACGAGUCGUUGUGGAACGAGGAAUACGUGGUUGUGUCGGAAUGCGAACCCAGGACGGCGGUUUACGCGGUUUUUGUUGUGUUGGUACCCGUUUUGGUAGUGUUUUUUGCGUUUGCUUGAAACUAAAUUGUUUAUUAUUUUUAACCUCUCUUUAGAGGUUUUGAUACUGUGAUGUUAGAAAAUGUUAUAACUAAAGUAGACAAUUGCUAUUUUUUUGGUAAAAAACAAUGAACUGGAGUGGGGUAGAAUGCUUGUCAAUAGACUUGAGAUGCGACUCUAUAGACGCAGACAGGUUAUUUUUCAUUUCACUCGGGAGUAUUUAUAAUUACUAUUUUCUAUUUCACAUUGUUAUUGUCUGAUCCACCAGCUUGUGGACUGGACAAUAACAAUGUGAAACAAAAAUGGUUUUAUUAUAAAUAAUCUCGAGUGAGAUGAACAAUGAAAAUGGCUGCGCCCAUAGAGUCGCACCUAGUUCUAUUAAUACAACAUCAUGCAUAUUGGCAUUCUACCCCCUUCAGUUCAUUGGUAAAAAACCGAAGGU
This is a messenger RNA of Psylliodes chrysocephalus, 2807 nucleotides long. The record is from the annotation of a GenBank genome assembly. Lineage: Eukaryota; Metazoa; Arthropoda; Insecta; Coleoptera; Chrysomelidae.